Molecule: messenger RNA, 7305 nt
Organism: Amoebophrya sp. A120
Lineage: Eukaryota; Dinophyceae; Syndiniales; Amoebophryaceae
Source: the annotation of a GenBank genome assembly
AUGGUGAAAAUCAUUCGCGACCACGAGAGCAUCGAGGAUGCGGUCCGGGUGAUCUGGGCGAAACGCGUGGUCCCCCCGUCCCUCCAGAAGAUCCCCCUCGCGACCUUUAUCCUGGUUUUGUGCGACACCCUGAAAAAGCUCCAGGUGGCGCCCCCCUCGCAGGACUGGUACCAGGCGGCGUUCCGCAACUUCGACCAGGGCAACACGGGCCAGAUCACCCAGGGGGACGUGGUCGAUAUCACGGUGCAGUACGUGAAUGCGUAUUUGCAGCUGAACAGUUCACGGAUGAACCGAACCGCGUCGACCAGCAGUAGCUCGCAACAGGGCACCGCUCUCGGGAACAGUUUCACGUCCGCGAAGUCGCAGGCCGCGGGCAACAACGGCGCGACGGGGGGCGACCACCGCCCUUUCAACCAGUGGCUAAAGGACGUGUGCUGGCAGUCCUUCUGUUUCGUGGACUCGGAUUCGGUGGGAAAGAUCAAUUUUGCGAAGAUGCGCGUCGCCGCGCAGUCGGUGUUCGACCAGAUUUAUUACCAUGAAAAGUGCCCCCUCCCCAUAUCAAAACAGAAAUCUGUGAUGCAGAUUUGUGGUCGCAAAUCAGCUUUGUGAUGCUAGAAGGCAAAAGAUGCGGACUGUAGUGCUGCCUAGCGUGGGAAAGCCUUGCAGCUCCAGGAUGACAGGAGGCAACUGGAAGUGGGAAACAGCAUGACAGACUGCCUGCAAUUUAGGCCGCAGCUUCGUCUCUUGGCCUUCUAGCAAGACAAGUCGAUUUGUGUACUCAAAUACAGCAUCACAAAUUCGCGCAUCUUCCGUUUCCGAUAUGGGGUCGGGGCUUUUUUCACUUUGAUAAGAUUGGGAACGUCUCCAUGCCGAAGGACGAGUGGUUUCAGCAAGCCUUCAAAAACUUCGACACAGACAGCGACGGAUAUCUGAUAUCGCAAGAAAAAAGUGUUACAGUUACACAUUGUGUUGCAAGACCGGCAACACAGAUAACCUUUCUCAUGCAGGAAAUGCUUGGGAGCCUCGUUUCCUUCCUGUUUUCCGUUUUGAUUUUCGCAUUACAAGUUUUCCCUGCCACACAGAGAAAAUUUGUGAUGCAGAAAAUCCAACAAAUGUGUAACUGUAACACUUUUUUCUCGUGAUAUCUGAAGUACGACGACUACUACGAAAUCAUGCGACAGUACAUCAAGGCGCUGAAGAAGCGGAACAUAAACCCGGUCAGAAAGGGACAAAUGGGCACAACGGCGCAAACGCUGGACAUGAAAUUGUGCAAAGCGACCUAUCUCGCAUUACAGGACGUCGACCCCAAACACACGGGCAGGUAAGUAGAAGUACUUAUUUUCAAAUAUCUUGGCGUAAUAUGAGAAAUUUGAAUUUUCAUUCUUUCCAUCACGAUAAUAAGUAUGCUGUUGAUCUGACGAAGUAUGGAGGAUGGAACGGCAUGCGCGUGCUGUCUUCUUUUCUUUCUGUCGUGCAUGAUCCGAAGCCCCAAGAAGUGCUGCCAGCACAUCAUGAAGCAGAAUCUAUCGUAGAAAAAGCUCGACCCAAUUUUUGUCACCAGGAUUGACUCGGACCAAUGCGUGGAAAUGAUCAAGCGUGUGUGGCGCUUCGUGCCGCAGAUGGGUCGGCAGCCCAGCACCCGGUGGUGUAAGGAGGCGUUCAAAAACUUUGACCGGAAGAAGCAGGGUUCCAUCUCCAUCGAGUCCUUCUGCGAAAUCGUGCGGCAGUACGCCGCGCAGAAGGUCGGGAUGUACCCCAAGGGGUUUGACCACAAAGGGGUCCUCAACGGCGCGAAUCUGGAAAAUAUAACCCUGGGGUCCGGCGGCGAGGGCCUGAAGCCUGGGGAGGGCAUGGACGCGGUGCAUUUCCUGGGUCACGUCAUCAUCCCCGUGUUUACGGAGAAGGCCAAAGUGCUGCAGGACUACACUUUCAUGGAAAAGAAAGGCGAGGGCGCGUUCGGAAAGGUAUGUUGCGUUUUUCAAAUCAUAUGUUUCAUUUAGUUUCAAACACUUCAUCUUCGGCGUGAUGGUGGUGCUGCCUUUGCACUACUGUUGUACACUGGAAUAUUAAAGUUCUACUCCACAACUUCACCUGCUUUAUUUUUUAGAAAAACCAGCACACAAGAACAUCAGGUCUGCACCGUGAAGCACCUGCGCACCGGCGUUUUGCGAGCGUGCAAGUCGAUCACGCUGAAAAACAAGGACCAAGCGAUAUUGUGAGGAAAAAAGUCCCCACCCCAGAGUCGAGAUGGAGUCUUUGCAACACAAAUCAACAAAGUUUGGCUGUUGCGCAUGACAAGUUUGCGUCUGUAGCAUAGUCGCGCUUGGCUAGCAAAGCUACAUCACAAAUCUAGCCCCUCAUCCUGAUUAGAGCAUGACAAAGCCUCAGACAGCAUGAGGAAAUGGUCCUCGUGGUGCCUGCGCAUGAGACACAAUUUGGGCAUGCAAAUUUGCAUGAGAACUCUGGGGUGGGGACGUUUUUACACAGGAUAGGCGAAACUGGUGGAAACGGAGAUCGAACUGAUGAAGGAGCUGGACCACCCGAACAUUCUCCGGUAUCAAAAGGAAAAAUCCCCCCUCCCCAUAUUGAAAGCGCAUCCAUCUGAAAAUUUGUGAUGCAGAUUUGUGACCACAAAUCGCGUCUGUCUUGCAAUAAUGCAUAUCCAGGCUGCCCAGCAUGUUAUGCAGGCGAUUUGUAAUGCUGUAGGGCGUACAGUGCAGCCGCCCACCAUGCUAGGCGCCUACGCCACAAGGCCCCUACCUAGGCUUACGAGCUGCGUGCAGUGCUCUACUGCGACACAAACUUGAUUUGUGUACUGAAAUACAGCAUCACAAAUUUCGUUUUCGAUAUGGGGUGGGGGCUUUUUUCACUUUGAUAUCCGGCUCUACGAGGUCUACUAUGAUGAGGACACGACCAUCUAUCUCGUCACGGAGCUGUGCAACGGUGGGUCGCUGUUCGACCGUUUGAUCUUUCACACCCGCAAUCUGAAGAAACCGAUGAGCGUAUCCUAUGUGAAACCGUCCCCACCCCAUAGUCAAGAUGGGGAAUCGGCUAGACAAAUCCACAAGUUUUGGCUGUUUUGCAUGACAAAUUUGAACUUGUAGUGUAGUGGUGUUUGAGGUAGUUCAGCAGCAUCACAGAUCCAAUAUACCAUGCUGAUUGGAGCAUGACAAAUUUCAAAGCGCGAACAUAAAAUGUUUCUCAUGGGGCUCCGCAUGAGAAACAUUCUCAGCAUGCAGAUUUGCAUUACAACUACGGGCUGGGGAUGUUUUUAAAUACGAUAAAGCGAGCGCCAGUCCGGGCGGUACGUCCAGCAGAUCUUGCUAUCCAAGAAAAAAACUGUGUUAGAGUAACUUUCUUUGGUUGACAGCAUCACAAAUUUGCUCUACAUGACAGAGAAAACCUGUGAUGCGCGUCUUGUAAGGGAAAACACACAUGAAAAGAGGACUUCAUGGUUGUCUGGCAUGACAGGCGUGACUCUGUUGCAUGUUCUGCAUAUACAGAGUUACACUUACACAGUUUUUUUCUUGCAUACUUGCAGGCCUUGGCAUACUGUCACAGCAUGGGGAUCGUGCACCGCGAUGUGAAGCCCGACAACGUGCUUUUUGUCACCCGCAAGGCCGACUCGGCGGUGAAGGUGAUCGACUUUGGCCUGAGUGAUUUCAUGCGAAAAAUCGAGGCGGCAGCGAAAACCGUCAAGAUCAAUGCGGACAAGGAAGUUUUAGCCGACGGGAUUCGCCGGUCGUUAGGCAUUCCGGUUCCGGAGAUACCCGACCCCCUCGUUCGGAAGGUGAUGCCGAAAGCGGGCACGCCCCACUACAUGCCCCCAGAAAUGCACCACAAGUCCUGGUACUCACCACGAGAAAGUUAUUUUUGAUACCCGAAGAAGAUGAUCACGUCGUGGGCGUGUCGAUAGUAGCCCACAAUGCUGACGAUCUUCAUUCACAUAAAGAGGCAUAUGCACAGGCAGCCAAAUUGCGCACGCAAAAGAAGAAGCUUCACAUGAAAUUAUUUCAUCUCCAUGGCUAUCGCUAUCACGAUUUUUGUCCAUUUAAGUGUUUGUUCACCGCCUUGUUCCAAGAAAAUUAUUUGAAUUUUUCAGGUACGACGCCAAGGCUGACGUAUUCGCGUGCGGCAUUAUGCUGUACCAGAUGCUGACGGGCGUCCACCCGUUUUUCAUUCCGGGAAAGGACAACGCGGAAACGGCGAAGCAGAAAAUCAUUCUGUGCAAGGUCGACUGGCCUGCGGACUUGUGGAACAACCUCACCCCCCUAGCGAAGGAGAUCACGGCCAAAAUGCUCGAGGAAAAGCCGAUCAACCGGUUUGAUUGCGUGGAAGCGCUGCGGCACCCCUGGUUCAACAGCAGCAAGAAGGUGACGGCCCCCAUUCGGAAUUCGAUCGUCGACUCCUUGCUCCAGUUCCAGCAGCACAAUAAACUGAAGCAAGCGGUGUUACGCUUGCUCGCAAAGGAGGUGGACGAAGAGAAGAUUCUUGAGCUGCGGGACCAUAUCGCGAGAAAAAAGUGUUUCACUGUAAGGAUUUUGCAAGUUUUGCAUCACAAGAUUGCUCUACAUGACAGAGCAAAUUUGCCAUGCGAGUUUCCUAAGGGAAAACACAGCUAAAAGUCGACUGUCGUGCAUGUGUAGCAAAACAAACACUUCUAAGAUUACAUUUUCUGCAUUAGAAGCAGUUUUUUCCUGCGAUAGACUAAUUCACCGCGAUGGACACGUCAGACGACGGAAUUUUGCAGCUGCAGGAGGUGUAUGCAUUGCAAAAGCAUCGUACUAGUACAAACUGCAUUACAAGUUUUUCCUAGGAAAAGCUUGAAUUUGUAAUGCUGGUGCACCUAAAGAAGGGAGAUCUGUCAUGCAAUUAUAUUCAUUGGGAUUAGCACGAGUGCAGGAGUACUUUUGCAGUGCAUAACGUGGUGGAGGCCGCACGGAACGUGGGGAUUUCCGUCCCCAACCGGGAGAUUGAACGUAUGAUGUUCACGCUCCACGGUCCGGGCCUUGGCGAGGCGAAUUUGGAAUUGGGGCUCAACUACCGCGAUUUUGUCUCCGCACUAGUGGAGAGAAAAGUAUUGAAUCAAAUUUGAAGGGUUCUUUUGUUGUGCGGCUUGGAUGUUGUAGUUGUGCGAUGAAUGGUGUACGAAUUGUAAUAUAUAGUAUUGUGCGAAAAAAUUAUGAAAGUCGUACACGAUAACCCCAUUUUCAGGUCGUGAUCGAGAAGAACCACCUACUCGAUAUCAAAUGUAAAAGUGUCUGGGUCUGGAAGAAUGCAACUUGUCACGCUAAAUCUGAAGCAUGCAAAAAUCUGUGUUGCAUGCUUACCAAACGCUGUCCACUUUUGACCUACUCGAGAGGCAGUUUCUCAUGCAGGAUAGGCAUGAUGGAACUCGCACAGAAUCUGUCAUGCUAUGUCCUACAUGCCAGACCUCAUGGGUCAUGGAAAACCUGCAGUCCUAAGUGCCAUCAGCCAUGGUAUCUGGAAAACCUGCAUGACAAGUCUGGCAAUCUUCCAGACCCAGAAAUUUUUACACUUGAUACUCGAGAUCUUCAAGCGAUUCGAGGACCCCGACGACCCAGGUUACAUUACCUGCGACUCCAUCAAAAAAUCGAUUAAAGCGCACCGUCGUGGCGAUACCCGGCGCACGAUCCAGGAAUCAGAUUUCGCCAGCGCGGAACUGCAAGAAAUACUCGGGGCGGGCAAGACCAAGAUCAACUUCGAGACGUUCCUCCAUGUGUGCUUCGAAAAGGGACAGGUCGCGGACACCCCACCCGGUGGCUAGUUGUUAGUAAAUCGGAACUAUUCAUCCGAAUAGCACUAGAGGCUCUACUAGUAGCACCAAAAGUCGAUUAGGCUGGUCGUAGUGGAUCGAUCAUUGACUAAGUCUACUCUGCGACGCGGUUGCCCAAGCCUCGGGCAACCGCGUCCUUCAGACGCUAAUGGCGGCGCUCGUUCAGACGCUAAUGGCGGCGCUGGGUUGACUAAAGUUGUAGUUCUGUUGCCGUUUCUGUUUCUGUUUCUGGUUUUUAACGCAACACAUGCAAGGCUUCAGGUCGAAGAAGCAACUUCAAAGGUCCUCUGAAAAAGAAGACUGCUCAUUUCGACGCUAAAGAAUAUUGAGAAGGGUGCAGUUCUUGUAUGCAGUUUUAGUGGAAAACUCAGAUGAUCCUGCGGUGACAGAAAGAGAGACGACCGGAACAGUCAAGUGGAAGUGUGUCAAUUCCGCAAGUCAGUCGCACUCCUAGAAGAUUUCAAAUAGUAUGUAGAUGCGGUUUUUAUCUUCAUCGUUAUCCACCGAGCAGGUGGUACACGUGAAAGAUGAGGCUCCGUCGUGAUUGGAGGUAUGAAAGUGAAAGGCAGAAACAAUGCGGCGUCGUCCGAUGACACGUAGGGAAGCUAGUAAGAUGAUACUAGCCCUAGCGCAACGUCGUGGCAGUGGCAAAUAACGGCUCUUACGUGUAUUACCUAACGGACGCUUUUGCUUUUCUGGCACCGGCUUCACCCCCUUCUUAGUUCGAAUACAGUGGUCUCACCCUUUGGGCCAAUAAGCAUAAAAAUAUAGUGAUUGACUCUUCAUCAACCAGCGACCUUGCUUCUGUGUGAAGCAGAUGCUCCUAGAGACGGAUGCUCCUAGAGUUUUUAUUUAGAGUACUGUAGUAUUUGUAUUUGAAAAGUUGAAGAAUGUGCGGGCAAGAAAAAGAAAAACUAAAACGACAUGUAUGCAUCUAUACCCAUAUAAUGAAGUAACAGAUCCCGAUACUAAUUGUCCUACUGGAUAAAAAGUACUCACAAGAACAAUAGCGCGAGCGCUCCGUGGUUGUCAGCAACUUCGAUGUAACAUAAUGCAAAGCUUAGUCUCUUUCUCUUUGCCAACAUGUUGUGGGCCGACAGCAUAUUAAGCAGCAGCAUUAUGAUUCAUCUCUCUCGGGGUGGUCGUGCUUCAUCGACACCCAACGAGCGUGAUUCGCGGAUAGUCAAACGAGGAACUAACUCUGGCUGGUAGUAUCUACCAGCGUAAUAGCCAUUUUUAGUUUCGCUUGACUGACCGGAAUUUCAGCCCGCAAGACGAGAAAUAAACGUACUUUUUUUCAUCUUCUAUUGCUGCCGAUGUAAGCGACGAGGCAAGUCCAAGUGAAUCAAUAUCAAGCGAUUAUAUCCAUGUGACAAGCGAUGUAAAAUUCUCUCAGCGACACCGACGAAAAAGCAAGUCUAUCCAAGAAAGAGAUGAACAAAAAUCAAGAGCGAUUUAAAGCGAGGAAAAAAAGACCCGAUUACCUCCGCCACUGCGUAGGAUGAGUC